AUGACCUCCGCGUCGACUUUCUUCGGCGUACCGACGCCAAUUCUGCCGACUUCUUUACUCGACUCAGCGCUCAUGAUCGCGGACCCGGCCCGUCGUACCCUCUGGUACAUGUGUGUCAUCAUCUCCCUGUCCUCGCUCAACUACCCAGAUGUAAUCCCCCAAGUCAUGUCACACUUCACGGAACACCACCUUUCAUCAAACUCUCCAAUCUACACCGACGACGACGCGCGGUCAACCGCCGUGAGGCAGAUCCGAGAAGGCCUGAUCAAAUCCACCGGCAUUGUCGGCGCCGCAAGGACAGGAGUGGCGAUGCGCACGUUGGGCAACUGCAUUCCGGAGGAGUAUCGCGAGAAGGGUGAUGAGGCGAUGCAUUCGCCACGGAAGGAGGAGAGCGUCGAGGAGGCGAGACGGCGAGGCAAGGAGUUUUGGCUCAACAUCUAUGCGAGGAACCCGGCUUUUGAUCAGAAUGCUACGGUGCGGGCGAGUGCGGAUUAUGCUUUCAUCAUACGAGGUCGAUCUCCUUUACGCGCAUGUGUUUUCCUUUCCUGGCCUUCUGAGCCUCUGGAGACUGGGUACGCGAUCGUUGCUGCACUUUAUGGCAUGGACGCACAGACCCAGCUGCAGCAUCAUAUGAAGGGAAUGCUGUUCAAUGGGGCGACGCAUGAAGACUUGUUGGAGCUGCAGCAGUUGUGCUUGGGCAUCGCCAAGGAACUGGGAGUGGUAUUCAGGUUUCCAAACGCUCCUAUUCCGAAUGUUGAUGGGCUGUAG
Cyphellophora attinorum is the source of this 768-nucleotide messenger RNA. RefSeq lists its product as uncharacterized. Bases 1 to 768 code for a protein of 255 amino acids. The transcript is spliced from 2 exons. The record is from RefSeq and is a predicted model, not a curated record. Lineage: Eukaryota; Fungi; Ascomycota; Eurotiomycetes; Chaetothyriales; Cyphellophoraceae.